Messenger RNA from Eriocheir sinensis (Chinese mitten crab), 1941 nucleotides. RefSeq names its product crustacyanin-A2 subunit-like. Lineage: Eukaryota; Metazoa; Arthropoda; Malacostraca; Decapoda; Varunidae. The transcript has 7 exons. The record is from RefSeq and is a predicted model, not a curated record. The coding region runs from base 676 to 1644 and encodes 322 amino acids. Gene Ontology annotation, molecular function: pigment binding.
AUGAGGUGCGGCACACCGGAUGCCGCGGCCUCGGCCUCAGAUCACUUCUUAACACGAUCCCCGUCGGCCGUGCUCCCUCUCACUUCCAAGCUCACACAGACACACGCGCACACACGCACAUAUCCACUCCCUCACCCGAGCUGUCUACCUCCUUCCAUCCGUCACUACUUAAUCUCAGCCAAUCACUAGCUACUUGUUUAUCUGCCUCCUCCUCCUCCUCCUCCUCCUCCUCGUCCCUCAGUACUCUCUCACUUGCCCUCAGUUAGUUACAUUGGAUCAGCGAGUGUCUACAAACUCAUAUACUUGUGUCUCCAAUUCAAGAGAACGCAAACUCUUGACUCCGUUUUUCUUGGGAUUCUAUAUCUCUUCAACGACUGUGUUCCUUCAGUAAAUAACGAAUACUGACUUCCGUUUUCUUAGUUUCUGCCUUCUUCAUUCUCCCUUUUCUUCAAUGUGUACUAGUAGUUGUCACUCCAAGGCAUUCAGUACAAGAGCGACAGCGAGGGAAAAAAAGGACUGACAAGUUAAGGAAUGAUACACUGAAAAGCUACACAACCAAUAACAGAUCUCACCAAGAAAAAUAACAACCAAAAAGAAAAAGAAAACAAGAACGAGAACAACAACAACGAUAACAACGUCAUAGUGAGAGAGGGCAGCACCAGAAGGAGAAACUUGAUGGAGGCGAUGGCGAAGGUCACGAUGCCGGUGAUGGUUGUGUUCCUGAGUCUCUUUCAGGGUGGACGGGUCGACUCUUUCGGAAUACCCGAGUUUUUAGAGUUUGGGGAGUGUGCGCCAGUGAAACCACAAGAGAACCUCAACUUUGAGAGGUACUCUGGCAUCUGGUUCAACAUAGAGAUGGUGCCCAACGAGUACGUCAACAUAUUGAGCUGCGCCAUGGCCAACUACACAUGGGAAGGAGACCUCAUGGUGGUGGAGGAACGCGGCCUCAGCGACGCGGGGAUGAAGAUGCGUCAGUUCUCCUCCAUGUACCCGACGGAGGGACAGCCUGGGGUGCUCACGGUGAACGCUGAAGGUGUACCCAGCGCCCCCUAUGUGGUGGUGGACACGGACUACGAGCACUACUCCUGCGUGCACUCCUGCCUGGCCAUGAUGGGCUUCCGCGCCGCCUUCUCGUGGGUGUUUUCCCGCCACCCGACCCUCGACCCGGCUAUGCUACAGCUGUGUCACGACCGUCUCAAUGAGUGGAACGUUGACACUUCCACUAUGGUGCCCAUGACCCAGGGAAAGGAAUGCCCUUACACCAACAAGUUGGAUUCCCUCCUGGCCUACACCCAGCGUGUCCAGUCCAAGGCUAAGGCCCGGGAGAUGGCGCAGUACAAGGGCAAGGCCAGCACUACGGCGGGUGACAUGCAGACCCUGACGGACCCAAGGCGUGAGGAAGAGGUGAAGGGAGAGCAGACGGAGGCGAGGCAGCAGGAACAGCCACAGUGGGACGUGAGGGAAGUGACGCAGUCGACGCAGGAGCAGGUGUUGCAGGACAGACGCACGGAUGCCCAGCACGCAGAGGAGGAGGAGGCGGCGCUGAGUGGAUGUGACGGGAGAAGCAGGCGAGAGGUGGGCCUGCUGGUGCCCCUGCUGGCCGUUGGGCUCAUCCUCAUGGCCUCCUCGACCCCCCUAACCUGACCUGCUUAUGUUUUCCUUAUGACUGGGCUUUGUCUUUUCUUAUCUAUGUAUCUAUAAUAUAUAUAUAUAUAUAUAUAUAUAUAUAUUUAUAUAUAUAUAUAUAUAUAUAUAUAUAUAUAUAUAUAUAUAUAUAUAUAUAACAAGUACAUACUCACUUGUCACCACAACAACACUAACAAUUACACUUGAUUCACUUCCCUCCCCUGAACACUCGGCUCCCCCGUCCCCCCAACAGCCAACAAAUAUGCGUGUUAUGCACCUAUACAGGUGCCCUGCGCAUCAUUAAUCCAGAUCCAG